UUUAAAAGGAAUAAUAUUUUAAUGGAGCAAAAUCAAUAUAACUCGCACCAACCUUUAACAGGAGACAGAGGUCAGCCAUUGGUUCAGCAAGACCAACCACCUUAUUAUCCAACUGCAUUACCUGUGGAAACAACUGGUCAGUAUCCAGUUGAACCUCCUCAGUAUCAAACGAGCCAGCCUAUGGGCGGUCCAACCUACCAAGGUAUUCCUCAGCCUCAAUAUUUUCAAGCUCAGGGAUAUCCUCCUCAUCAAUUUGGAAAUGGAGGAGUAGCUCCUAAAGUGACUCCAGCAAUGUUCAGAGGAGUUCUCACUUCUGUGUUCUGUGAAUGCCCCAGUUGUGGACAGGUCACCCACACCAGAGUUGAAGAAGAAAAUAGUCCAUUGCAAUGGAUCCUCUGCUUAAUAAUUUGCGUAGUUGGAUUAUGGUGUUGCUGCUGCAUUCCUUUCUGUAUAGACAAUCUUAAAGCAGGAAAGCACUACUGCAGUAGUUGCGGUAGUUGCAUUGGUCACAUCCAAGGCUAAGCUUGUAGCUAAUAAUACUUCUCUUCAUAAAUUCAGAGUUUUGAA
Messenger RNA from Moneuplotes crassus, 567 nucleotides. The record is from the annotation of a GenBank genome assembly. NCBI's taxonomy places the organism in Eukaryota, Ciliophora, Spirotrichea, Euplotida, Euplotidae.